UAACUCUCCAAUAAAAACCCAAUAUUCUUUAAGCUCCAGCUUGCUCCCGUUAUGGCGACUACAGUCGACCAGCCCGAGCGAGCCCGCGAACUGUGGCGGCGCUGCCUGGCCUCCGCCGUCAGAACCGCCGUGGCCUGCACUAUAGUGGGCUGCGCCACCCUCUUCGGUCCCGCAUGGAUCACCCGCCAAGUGGCAUUCCCGGCCUUCUCCUACGUGACGGCAAUUCUUAUUGUGACCGACUCCGCCUUGGGCGGCACCGUGCGUGGCUGCUGGCUGGGGCUCUACGCCACCAUCCAGGGUGUGUGUCCGGCCAUCUUGAGCCUGUCGCUCAUCGGCCCCGCCAGGCUGAGCGCUGGAACCACCGCCCUCAUGGUGGCUGUGAGCGCCUUCGUGGUGGUGCUGCCGGAGUCCACCCACAUCGCCGCCAGGCGUAUAGCGCUGGGACAGAUUGUUAUUGUCUAUGUUCUAGCUUUCAUCAAUGGCGUUCGGACCGACACCGUGAUGCAUCCUCUUCACAUCGCGGCUAGCACCGCUCUUGGGGUCCUGGCUUGUGUUCUGGCCGUGUUGGUUCCCUACCCGAGCCUUGCUUGCUCUGAGGUGAAAAAGAAUUGCAAGCUCUUCAGUGACAAUGCGUCGGCCAGGCUGAAGCUAUAUGUGAAGGCAUUUUGCGCAGAAGACAAUCCAUCUGCCUUGGCAUUGAUCUCGCAGGCCAAGUUAUCUGCCGUUAGAGGAACCAAAUAUCUCCAAAUUAUCAAAUGCAAACAAGAAAGCAUGCAGUGGGAGAGGCUUCCGUGGAAGCCGUACUUGUUGAAUGCAGCAGACAGGUUGCAAGAGCAGGAGAUGCCUUUAAGAGGCUUGGAAAUGGCCUUAACAAGCUCUUCAAUUCCUGUUCAAAUGCUGGACCAAGAGCUCAAAGAAGGGGCACUUAAACUGGAGAAGCACAUUGGCCAAACCAUGAAGAAAGUUUUGCCUUUUGAUUCAUCAGCUGCGCCCGAAGAAUCAAACACAGAGAACAUGGUGAAGUUCCUCCAAACACUUCCAACCAUCCCACAGAGCCAGAAGGGUCUACCCUGUUUCUUCUUCCUAUUUUGCUUGAUGCUGCUUCUGAAGAAAUCAACGGCCACUAGUUUGCCACCCGAUUCAGCUACGGAACUCUCAGCCAAUGCAGGCAACAAAUCAGAGAGCUGGCUUUUGAAGGGGUGCACUAAUUAUUGGAUCAGCAACAAGAGGCUCAUGCCAGCCUUCAAAUGCUCAAUUUCUCUAGGCUUGGCCGUGCUAUUUGGCCUGAUAUACAGCAAGGAAAAUGGGUACUGGUCCGGGUUGCCGGUGGCCCUCAGCUUUGCAGCCACAAGAGAGGCGACCUUCAAAGCCGCCAACAUCAAAGCUCAGGGAACAGUCCUAGGAAGCGUCUACGGGGUCCUAGGUUGUUUUGUGUUCGAAAGAUUUGUCCAAAUAAGGUUCCUGUCUCUCCUUCCUUGGUUCAUUUUCACCAGCUUCUUAAGGCGCAGCCACUUGUACGGCCAGGCUGGCGGGAUUUCAGCCGUUGUUGGAGCAGUGCUGAUCUUGGGGAGGAAAAAUUACGGCCCUCCGAGUGAAUUCGCCAUUGUCAGAAUCGUCGAGACGUUCAUCGGCUUGUCCUGUUCGAUCAUGGUGGAGAUUCUGUUGCAGCCAACAAGAGCCUCCACUCUAGCCAAAUUCCAGCUCCCGAAAAGCCUCCAGGCCUUGCAUGAAAGCCUCGGCGCGAUGAGCCUCAUCGCCGGCAAAAAACACUUGGAAGCGAGCCGGAAGAAGCUGAAGGCCAAUCUGAACGAGCUGAAACAGUUUAUCGGAGAGGCAGAGGCGGAGCCCAACUUCUGGUUCUUGCCUUUUCAUGGUGCUUGCUAUCGUAAGCUGGUGGGGUCUCUGUCAAAAAUCGAGGAUCUCUUGCUUUUCGCGGGUUACUCAAUCGGAUUCCUGGAACAAGAAUCUUGCAGAAUCGAGGGGAAAGAGACAGUAAACAAGAUAGAAGAGCAGCUGCAGCAGUGCAAGAGAAUGAUUUGUUCUUCGAUAAAAUGCUUCGAGGAAGUCACCUCGAUCAAGUCCCUUCAACUCCUCGACAAGGAGAUUGAAAAGAAGAACAUUUCCUACGAUGUUGAGCUGGGAAAAUCGCCAAGAAUGUUCCUGAUUUCCGGGUCUGCUGAAGACGAGAUAAACAAGAUCAUAAGUUGUUAUCUUCAGCACGCGGAAGAUGCUGUUGAAUGUUGUGGGAAUGAAGAGAAGAUUGAGCUGGGUUUGAGCUUGAGUGCUUUGGCAUUUUGCAUGGGAAGUAUGGUGAGAGAGACGCUGGAGAUUGAGAGAAACGUCCAGGAGCUUGUGCAGUGGGAGAAUCCUUCGAGCCAAGUAAAUUUGGUUGAAAUUUCGUGCAAAUUGCAUGCUUGUUACAAGUGAACAUCGUAAUAAAUAUUGUCGUGUACUAUAUAGCGGUUGGGUUGUGAUGUAAUUUGCCUGUUUCUGAGAGGGUUUGGAAGAGGAGAUAAAACCAAAAUUUGAGUACUUUUGAGAAGAUAAAAAAAAAUAGAAAAUGCUACUUUAGAAUGAUGAAAGGCACUAAAUGACAAAAAUGUCUUUACCCAAUUUAUAAAUUCA
Diospyros lotus (date-plum) is the source of this 2625-nucleotide messenger RNA. RefSeq lists its product as uncharacterized. The record is from RefSeq and is a predicted model, not a curated record. Bases 52 to 2427 code for a protein of 791 amino acids. The transcript has 3 exons. Gene Ontology annotation, molecular function: transmembrane transporter activity. Lineage: Eukaryota; Viridiplantae; Streptophyta; Magnoliopsida; Ericales; Ebenaceae. Gene Ontology annotation, biological process: transmembrane transport. Gene Ontology annotation, cellular component: plasma membrane.